Tympanuchus pallidicinctus (lesser prairie-chicken) is the source of this 16321-nucleotide messenger RNA. RefSeq names its product SLIT and NTRK like family member 2 (gene SLITRK2). Bases 333 to 2906 code for a protein of 857 amino acids. The transcript has 2 exons. Gene Ontology annotation, biological process: axonogenesis; regulation of presynapse assembly; positive regulation of synapse assembly. Gene Ontology annotation, molecular function: protein binding. Gene Ontology annotation, cellular component: glutamatergic synapse; membrane. Lineage: Eukaryota; Metazoa; Chordata; Aves; Galliformes; Phasianidae. The record is from RefSeq and is a predicted model, not a curated record.
UCCGUGCGGGGCAGCCAGCAAACGAUCCGCGCCGCGUCGCGCUCUGCGUAGAGCUGUCCGCGCUCUCGCAGCGGCGCAGCCGCCGCUCCUCGCCCGCAGCCCAGCAGAACUUCCCGUCCCGCAGAGGCCGGGACAGCACUGCGCGGGCACUGCCUUGCCCCGCCGGGCUCUUCCUGAGGUGGGCGGCGGGCGAUGCCUCUUCCCGCCGGGUGCCUGGCUCCCGGGGCGCGGCGGCGGCGCUCAGCGGCGGCCCCUGCCCCUGCUGCCUGCUCGGGCACGCCGAAAGCAGGUUUGACUGUAGGUACUAAAGCAGGGAUCAACGGCGCAUAAAGAUGCUGAAGGGUGUUUGGUUGCUCAGUUUGUUAACAGUGGCUGGGAUCUCGCAGAUAGAAAGUCGCAAACCUGCCAAAGACAUUUGCAGCAAGAGCCGCUGCCCUUGCGAGGAGAAGGAGAACGUACUAAACAUUAAUUGUGAAAACAAAGGAUUUACAACCAUCAGCCUCCUCCUGCCACCACCAUCCAAGAUCUACCAGCUUUUCCUCAAUGGGAACGCGCUGACCCGCCUGUUCCCCAAUGAGUUUGUCAACUACUCCAACGCUGUAACCCUCCACUUAGGCAAUAACGACAUGCAGGAGAUCCACACCGGGGCCUUCAGUGGCCUCCGCACCCUCAAAAGGUUGCACCUCAAUAACAACAAGCUGGAAGUGCUGAAGGAGGAUACAUUCCUGGGGUUGGAGAGCCUGGAGUACCUGCAAGCUGAUUACAACUACAUCAGUGCCAUUGAGGCAGGGGCCUUCAACAAGCUGAACAAGCUCAAAGUGUUGAUUCUCAAUGACAACCUCCUGCUGUCCCUGCCCAGCAAUGUCUUCCGCUUUGUGCUCCUUACCCACCUGGACCUGCGGGGGAACCGGCUGAAGAUGAUGCCUUUUGCUGGUGUGCUGGAGCACAUUGGAGGCAUCAUGGAAAUCCAACUGGAAGAGAACCCCUGGAACUGCACUUGCGAUUUGCUGCCACUUAAGGCCUGGCUGGACACAAUCACCGUGUUUGUGGGUGAGAUAGUCUGUGAAACCCCUUUCAGGCUACAUGGGAAAGAUGUGACUCAGCUCACGAGGCAAGAUCUCUGCCCUAGGAAAAGCUCCAGUGAUUCAAACCAGAGGGAAAAGCACCCUGUCAUCUCAGACCCACAUGUCUCAAAGUUAUUGCCCACAGCCAACUCUGCCAUCAGUCCCACCAGAGCCCCAAAAGCCAGCCGCCCCCCCAAAGCCAGGAAUCGCCCCACACCCCGUGUCACUGUGUCAAAAGAUAGACAAAUAUUUGGACCUAUCAUGGUUUACCAGACAAAGUCUCCUGUGCCCAUCACCUGCCCAGAUGGCUGCAUCUGUACUUCGCAGAGCUCAGACAAUGGAUUAAAUGUGAACUGUCAAGAGAAAAAGAUUAAUAAUAUCUCUGAACUCCACCCUAAGCCAAACACUCCAAAGAAACUUUACCUUACCAGUAACUAUCUGCAAGUCAUUUAUAGAGCCGAUCUAGCAGAAUACAGCUCUCUGGAUUUGUUACAUCUAGGAAACAACAGAAUUGCAGCGAUACAAGAAGGUGCCUUUACAAACCUCACAAGUUUACGCAGACUUUACCUUAAUGGCAACUACCUUGAGAUUCUGUACCCUUCUAUGUUUGAUGGGCUGCAUAGCCUGCAAUAUCUCUACCUAGAGUACAAUGUCAUUAAGGAGAUCCUGCCACAUACCUUUGAUGCUCUUAGUAAUCUUCAUCUGUUAUUUCUCAACAACAACCUGCUCAGAUCCCUGCCUGACAAUGUCUUCGGUGGCACUUCCCUCACCAGACUCAACCUAAGAAACAACCAUUUCUCACACUUGCCUGUGAGAGGAGUCUUAGACCGGCUGUCAGCUCUAAUUCAGAUCGACCUCCAGGAGAACCCCUGGGACUGCACAUGUGACAUUAUGGGGCUGAGGAACUGGAUUGAGCAAGUCACUGAUCAAAACAGUCAGCAGUCAAAUCCCCCUGUUGUUAUCAAUGAAGUCAUAUGCGAAUCUCCGACCAAACACUCCGGAGAGCAUUUAAAAUUCCUGAGCAAAGAAGCCAUCUGCCCAGAGAACCCCAACUUGUCAGAGUCAUCUCUCCUGCCCAUGAAUCAGAACACAGAUAUGCCCCAUCUCCUUGGUAUCUCUCCCAGCUCCUAUCCGGAAAUACACACGGAAGUUCCACUCUCUGUCUUAAUUUUAGGCUUGUUGGUUGUGUUUAUUUUGUCAGUCUGUUUUGGGGCUGGUCUGUUUGUCUUUGUUCUCAAGCGCCGGAAAGGGGUGCAAAGCAUGCCCAGCAGUGCAAACAAUUUAGAUAUCAGUUCAUUUCAGCUGCAGUACGGGUCUUACAACACUGAGACCCACGAUAAAACCGAAGGACAUGUUUAUAACUACAUUACCCCUCCUGUUGGACAGAUGUGCCAAAACCCAAUCUACAUGCAAAAGGAAGGGGAUCCAGUUGCCUAUUACAGAAAUCUCCAUGAGUUUAGCUAUAGCAGUCUUGACCACAAGAAGGAAGAUCCCACCAGCCUUGCAUUUACAAUCACUGCAGCUGAAUUACUGGAAAAGCAGUCCUCACAACGGGAACCAGAGCUGCUAUAUCAAAAUAUUGCAGAAAGGGUCAAGGAACUCCCCACUGGAGGAUUAAUUCACUAUAAUUUUUGCACCUUACCCAAAAGGCAGUUUGCCCCUUCAUAUGAAUCAAGACGCCAAAACCAGGACAGGAUAAAUAAAACUGUUUUGUAUGGAACUCCCAGGAAAUAUUUUGCAGAACAAUCUAAACCAGAGCAUCCUUUACUCCAAGGAAAGCUACAAACAGAACCAGACUACCUCGAAGUUCUGGAAAAACAAACUGCGAUCAGUCAGCUGUGAGGGGGGCAUUGGGAGAAAAAGAAAGAUUGUUAAAUGAGCUCAACAUCACAUUUGAUUGAUUCUGAACUCAGUGCUGAUGUCAUCUUUCGCAUUCCAAACAUUUUCACUUUGUAAAUUAGGAAGUGAGAGAGAGAAAUCAAACCCUUACUGCAUAACAUGGACAUUAUGUUGCUUUUGCAAUAUUUCCUUUAAGUUAUUUCUAUCUCUCUCUCCUUUUGACCUUUCUGUAGUAACUGUCAUUGCAAAUAUAUGUUUCUGUAAUAGAUCUUUCAUAAUUCUUGUUGAUUUGGAAGGAAAUGAGGAAGAGAGUCUUUCGUUUUUUUUUUUUUUUUCUGUUUUGUUUUGUUGUUGUUGUUUUGUUUUGUUUUAUUUUUCAUUUUGAGGUGGAAGCUUAAUGUGGCACGUAGAAGAUCUCCAAAGAUCUUUUUCCUGGACUCUUGACUUUCUUUUGUAAAUAAUAAUAUACAGUACAAUUACCAUGUUUAGCCACUGGGAGUCACUGUCUUGUGUUAAAGUGCCUUUGCACUUUAAGUACAUUAUUACUUAAUUUUUGCUCUUAGCUUUGAUAAAUUGAACCUAUUUUAAUGUGUUGUAUUUUUGAAUUAAAAAAUAAAUACCUUGUAAAAUGGACUUAUAUGUCAGCUGCUUUAAAUCAGAAGCUUUGAUUUAUAGAAAAGCUACACUUCUUUAAAUGAAUCUAGUUCUAGGGCCAUAGAGACUAAACUGUAAUUUAUUGAGAAUAUAUAUAUUUAUUUUUCCCCUCUGGGUUUAUUUAAUGCAACUCACUGAAAUCAGCUGAGGAUUUAACAAUGGACAGCUAAAUGUAACAGCUCACUGAUAAAAGACGUUUAACCAAGCAAUUAGUGUCCUUAAUUUAUUGCACUGCAGUUCUAACACAGUAAUGUUCAGAGGUUUAAGAUUAUUUUCUUAUUUAAGAAGGCAUUACUCACAAAAUUUAUGCAUUGAAUUGGGUAUUUUUAUAUAUUAUAUGACAGUUGAUAUUUGUAAUUUGACUGAAACUAAAAUGUCCUGCUUCAAGAUACAGCUCUCUUUUUUUUUCUUUCUUUUUUUUUUUUUUUUUUUUUUUUGGCAGGGACACCAGCAGGGGUCAUCCCAUGCCUCAUUAAUUUUGUUAACAUACAGGCAAAUGAAUCAACACCAAAACUAAAAUAUGAACCUAAGUCUCUCCAUCCCUCCAAAUUAAGGUAGCAGAGCUCAGCAAUGUGCAUCAUACUAACUUUCGGUUGUCUGAAUUGUGUCAAAUUUUCUGUCUCUAAAGCAGAAGUAAUACUGCAGUAAUUCUAAUCUCCUAGGAAACAUUUAAAUCCAUUAUCUUAAAUUUUAUAAAAUGCUUUAAGUUAACUGCAUUCACUUGGCAUUCAUUUUCUUAGAGCCAUCGGUGCACAAAUGCAGUAUGUCUUCUCCUUUCCCAUUAACUCAGGCCUGUUUUACUUCAACCUUUGCCUUAUCACCUUCAAUUUACAUUACCUUCCUGGAGGAUAUUGAACUCAUUUUUAUUAACAAGUCAAAAUUUAUUGCACCUUAUUAGCUUCUAAAUAAUUUUUAGAUGCAAACAGUAUUGUGUGAUUUAAACAAACAGCCCUUAUUUGCAACAAAACCAGUUUUGUCUAUUGUAAAUCCUUAUGCAACUGGGAUGGUGAUCUGCAUAUAAAGUAGGCCAUGCUUUUCAAUUCCUUAUUAAAGCAAUUGAUGGAGUCUGAAAGAAGCACACUGUUUCCUUCUCAUAAAUAGGUUACUGCACAUAAUAAUCCUUUAUUAUCCUGCAGAGAUUGAAGUGGCCUCUGCUGACUGAUUUUUAGAGCUUUACUAUAGUUAGAAAUACAGUAUGUACAGCCUGAGAAAUUUUCAGCGAUAGCAUUUGAGCUAUAAAUGACUACAAUCAAUGUUGUUCUAAUGAAGACUGCCAAAAGGAAGUCACUUUAUGUAUAUAAAGAACUAGAGAGGCUUUCAGUGUGCAUUGCCAGAUAUCUGAGUCAUUCAGCAAACUGUCUUCUAAUGAUUGAUGUGACAUCUGAGUACAUUACCAUGCUAACAUGUCAGUUCUUUAUGCUCCAAGCCCAUAGCAUCUAUGGCUGUCCAUUAGGUCAGGUUUAAAACUGAAGUGCCACAAUGAAGUACGGAAGAAACAGUCUUCAAAAUCGUCUCACUUCAAGAAGUUGAAAUGGUAUCACAUUAGAUGAAUUGAGAACAUUUUGACUAAAAUAUCAUCCAUCUUUGAGUGAGGCAUUUGUCUGAAAUGUGGCCAUUCUGUUAUGGCUCCUUUCCCUGUGUGCUUAAAAGCAUUUACUGCUUAGAAAAGUAGAAGGAUGAUUUUAAAGCAUUUUACGCUAUUAACUCUUUCCAUAUAUGAUUCUAGUAUUGCCUGAAAAACAAGUAGUGCUAUAUCUGGCACUAUAGCAGCUAGCAUAUUAUUGUCUGCUGCUCUUUAGCAUACCAGAACCAAUUACAGGGUUUGGCUUUUUGCUCAGAUUUUUUUUUUUUUUCCUACAAAAAUAAGCUUUCAGUUUUAUAUUACUUUUGAACAACAGACAGAGAUAUUUGAUUUGCUUAGUAACUUCGUUUAUUUUGUUUACUCGUUUGAACCUGACUAUUUUUCAUGCUUAUUUGGGAACACAGCAAUAUUUUACACAGGUUGCAGUUGCUUUACACUGCCUUUUCUGUUGGGAUUUCCUUAGUGACUUGAUUUUGUUUUGCAUCAUCAUUACCAACUUAAAAAUCAUUAUAGCUUUAGAUCCUCUGUGUUUGGUUUUAUAUUCUCCAGCUGAUGUCUAUGAAAUAAUUGUUUUCAGAAGGUGUAUAGGUGACAGAUUUCUUUUCAGUUAUGCUUAAAGAGAUUGGUUUAACAGGGAAAGUGUGUUGGCAGCUUCUGCCCAGAAGGGCUCUACAUUUCUUUUGCUGUGCAGUCCUGUAAUCUGCUGCUUGUUAUGGGAAUGCGGUUUGCCUGAGUAAUGGCGCAAUAAUGAGUGAAACAAAUUUCCUUCAUAGCUUGAAAGUUUAAGCUGUGAAAAAUUAUGUAACCUGUGGUUGUUUUUUGUUUGUUUGUUUGGUUGGUUGGUUGGUUCAUUUUUUUUUUACCCAAGGAAAAUAGGAUGCAAAUUUUUUCGUCCUUCCUUUUCAUUUGUGAGAGUACAUAAAACAGUCUUUACAGAAACUAUGACAGUGCCAAAUGAAGCAGUAUGAAAACUGCAUAGUUAUCUUGAGAGCAAAUAAGGGAUAGUAUACAUCCAAUGCAUGAAUACACUUUUGAGAAGGACAUCAUUCUAUAUAAGUAUGAAGUAAAGCUUGACAAAGUACAGUCUUAGAAACCGGAUUUCAAUAAGUGACUUCAGUUGUAAAGUGGAAACAGAUGCUAACCUUACACUACCAGUACUCAAACUGCCCCAUGUUUCCUAGGCAGACAUCUGUCUCCUAAGACAAUUACGUGGUUUUGCCAGUAGUAGAGCACACCUAGAGGAUGGCACAUUAAUUGCCUUUUUCUGCUGACAAAGCAAGUGCUACUUUUUUCUAACCUGCAGGUCUACUGCAAAACCAAAUGCCGCUUGGGAGACCUCUUUCUUUCAGUCUCCCUUUCCCAACAGAUUUAAUCCUUUCACAUCCAGCAUUUGCUCAUUUCCUCCCUCACUUCUGAUUUCUGUACUUCACAAGUCCUCAAAGUGUAGUACACCAACCUUCCCUCUCACUGUCCAUCUGGGUGCUUUUCUUUUCUUCCUCAGUUAGCUCUAGAAGAACUGUUUCAGUGUUGAAGGGAAUUAAAGACCCUACUCCAUUGGGAGCCCUUACCUCUUCCCAUAGCUAUUAAAAUUCAGAAUUAAAGUAGUUGUUUUAGGGUCUCUAGAGUCAAUAAAAAAAACCCAGGCCAUUCAAAUGCGACUUAUUCCCUCCCAAAAUAUAUAGCACAAACUGAGCUUCAAAUACACCUGCUUUUCAACUUUAGCUGUCUGGGGAUUAUAAAUUGAGUAUUUAUUAGAUGGCUAUAAUUCCUUCACAGAUUUAGCUUUUAGCCAGUGAGCUUGAUCAUUUUCUAGCAUUUCCACGUAUUAUUCUAAUGAGCAAGACAUUUUCAUACUGUCUAUGAUAGAAAUGUUCCCAGUGCAGUUUGGUCAGUGCCUUGUUUCAGUCAAAGGAACUGGCUUUUAAUAGCACAUUUGUGCUGAUAGGCAAUUACAUUGUGUGGUUUAUUUAGUUUUCUUUUUCUUCCCAUUUUCUAUCUACUUUCGAGUUUGUGAAAUGAAAAUCAAACUUUAAAAAAGUUAGCAGCUGUAAUUAGUGGUGUCAGUGUAAGUAUACCAGCAAGUUAAAUUGCCCAAAUGUAAGUCUUCUUGUAUACGAAUACAAAUGCCAUAAUUUUGAACUGCUCAUGAGUGAAAUGAGAUACUGGAAAUGUUAAUGAAACUAUUUAGGCUCUUGCAGGCUAAUCACUGGUACAGUUUAUGAUUUUUCAUAUUAGCGUUCUUGUAGACAGUAAAUGCCACUUAAUAGAGACAAAAGAAAAAAACUAUUUCCCAAAGCUCCCCCCCAGAAAACCUGUACAUCUCCCAGACCAACAGAUAAAUUAACUUAUGCAGAUGAUAUGACAUUUCUUGAAUUUUUCCCCUCAGUUUUUCAAAGUAGUCUGUAGGAGAAGUACAAAGUUAUUCUUUCAUCAGAGGAUCAUUAAGUCCUUUGUGGUUAUUGAUCUCAUAGCUUUUCUGGGCACAAGGCCAGUCAUUUUGACCAAAGUUCUUAAUCCCAGCUAAUGAGGGAGAUGGUUAAUGAGAUGGUUGUUUUUGUUGUUGGAGUGUUGGUUGGAUUUUCUGAGGUUGCAGAUUAACAUAUUUAUGAAUACAGAUGAAUAGAUCAUUUGGAAUGAAAGACAUGUUGAAGCUACAAUUGAAGAACCAACCAUUCUAAAGAUCAAAUGGAUUCAAGAGUAUGAGAGAAGUCUGAAAAACAAGAUGAUAGAAUUAGUUUUCUUCCUGAGAUCGUAAACAUGGAGGACCCCUAUUUGAGUACAGCAGCAGCUUUUGUUACAUAGUAUUUAAGAUUUAAAGGAGUGAAAUUAGAGGGCAGAUGCAUCUCCAUUAUCUUCAAUGAUGUUCAGGUAACUAAAGCAUUUCGAAUGCGGUUCUCAUCUCUGAUUGUUAGCUUAUUUGUCCAUGCAUCUAAUUAUCAUUGUUAAUGUGCUAUGCUUUCUCAGAGUAAUCAGUGGGAAGCUCAGAAAAGUACAGAUACUUGCAGUCUUUCCAAAUCUUUUUUAUCUAUGUUUUUAAAAUACAGUGGAUGAACAAUUUGUUUAAUUAAUGCAACAGUCUUAUAACUUGAAGGGAUCUUUGCAAAAUCUAACAUUUCAGCAAACUGUUCAAAUCAAUAUAUGUGGUUGAUUACAAAAGAACAACACAUAAUGAUAUUGCCAAUUUUAAAAAGGAAACUGGCAUUAUCAUUUACCAGUUCAGAAAAUUUAUGUUGGUGUUUGCAGCAUGAAGGCAAUUGCACCAACAAUGUGUGUGUGCAGUACGACAUCAGGUUUCUGUAUGGUGGCAGAACAAGUAUAGAUUUCUGUCUUAGCAACACAGAUUUCUUGUAUCUUCUUUUUGCAUUGCUCCUGAGAGCCAGAAGUGCUAGGCACCAAUUAUCUUCUGUGUAGGAGGCAGUAGGCAGUACAGCCAUUUUAAGAAUGCUGUCUGCAUUGGAAAAGGCACUGCUAAUGUAUAUAGACCUGUUGCAAUUAUCUCCUCUUGAGAGAAGAGCUAUUUUAGUACAAAAGAUUAGAACAUAAUCCGCCUGAAAUCACUGGUAAUAUGUCAGAACCUAUUUUAAGACAUCUUGAUUUUUGUUUUGAGAGGGAGAGGUGUUGGAGUUGAGGCAGAUUUUUCCAGUGUUAUAUAUUUUUUUCAUUUCUCCACGUAUUUUUUGACUGACUUCAGUCUAUGCCAGCCUCUUAUCUGGACAGCUAAAAUCAAUAGAAAAAAAAUUGAGAACUGUGAAAAUGCAGUGACUAUGUAAAUUCUCUUCUAAUCACAGAAGAGCAAUAUAAUAACAAAGCAAGAUUGUCACAGGUUUUUAAAGGUUUUAAACUGGGCGACUGGGCAAUUCAGGUGUAAAUGCAGAUUACCUUUCUUCGCUUUGCACCUGAAUGGCCUCAAGCGAAUUCCUCCAGGACUGGUAUUAGUGACAAGAAUCUCACCUAACACAGGCGGUCUCUUCAGCGCCAGUGGGAGAAGAGAGAGAGAGCCUCUUUUGUCUUAUUACAUAAAAUGCCAUCUCGGGGUCUUUCAGCCUGCAUCAUUCACAUAAAUCUGAAGUCAGCAUACUCCCAGUUUGUGCCUGAGUCACUAGUAUCAGAUUUUCAGUAGUUUGAGUAUGGUGAGAUGUUGGUGAAAAACCCAUUUAUGUGGCCAACAUCCUAAACGCAAUCAUCUCCCAUUCUCCUGGGAGGGAAAGGUUUUGUUUGGAAGAUCAAGUUUGUCAUAUGUCUGCUAAAUUUUACAACUAGAGUAUUCCUUAUUGUAUUCUUGCUGAGCAGGAAAAUGGUAUGUAUUUAGUUAAGUCUUCGUUUUCGUUAUCUUCUUUCACAAGUAGCCAAGUUCCUCCGUACUGGGGCAGUUGGGACUUGAACUGCUCGGUAGUUUCAGAAACUCAGCAAUCCACUCUAGUGAGCAAAGCCUUGGCUAAACCUUACUGCUCUCCUCACAUCUGUUGUGCUCUGCUGAGUACUCAUCUCUUCACAUGUAUUCCAGCUUGAAACACAGAAACAUCAAUAAAUUUCUAUGGAAAACUUAAAAACAUUGAGCUAACAUAUUUAAAAUACAGAAGAGUGGGGAUAAUAGGCCAGAAAAAGCACUUCAGAUUUUCUGUGCUUUUUCCAAAGGUUUUAGGGAGGCUUAUUACAAAUACAAAUGAGUCAAAAGGAAAUCUAACAAUACAUCUGUGUGAAUUCUAUGUGUAUUUCUAUGCCAGAAUGAGUUAUUAGGAGGAGAUAGACAGUAAUGGUCUUAACUAUCAUGAUAUUUAAAUGAGACUCCCAGAAAGACGAGAACUUCAGCACUGAUCCUUUGAACAGUUUGAUGCAAGUGCCUAUUGGCUGUGGAACUUCUGGAGAGAAAUAGCCAUUAUCAAAUAUGCUGGACAGUUCUCUUGUAUAGCUGAGAAACCAAAGCCUAAAGUUAUACAAAAUUGAUGCAACUCAGUCAUAUGCAUGGCUUAUGUGAAAAGACAAUAAUAAGAGUGGAAAUGUGUCACUCCUUAGUUGGAAGUGUAGUUUCCGGUUUUUGAUUUCUGAGACCUUAUUUACCAUCCCUUCUAUUUUAUAAACUACUUACCAGAACUGAGUGCAUAAUUCUUAAUUAUUAAUGUGGCCUCUUUUUUCAUUAAUCAGUACUUUAAAAUUUGUUUGCUGGUGGUUUAUGUUUUCCUUGGCUUCCUGUUGUCCUCCAAAUAAUGUGUGGGAAUGAUACCUAGCUGAAGAGUGCUAAUGGAUGAUUCAUAGUGGGUACCUAAAAUUGAACUAUUUUGUUCAUAUUACUGCAUUAAUCUAUUUUCACUACAUACUGAGGCAGUGAGCCUGCUUAAGAGAUCAUUGGCUGGGAAUUUAGAAAUUAAUGUUCUCUUUUCAGUUCUGCCAAUGAUCUCGAAAAACGCCUACCUGCGUAUCCAUGCUUUAAAGAGUGGGAUGAUGUUUCUUGUCUUAGUCUAGUGAGAUUUACUGAUGAAAAUGCUAAGUGUAAUUGUUUUUCAAAACAAGUGAUUAUAGCUUGUAGCUUUAUCCAUAUACAGUGGUAGUAUUUCUUCUUUCCUUGCCAUCUGUUACUCUAUGAAUGUGAUGUAGACACAAAAUUUCAGAUUUUGCUUAGUUUUCUGUUUUACAAAAAAGAAACAGCAAAAAUUAUUUAGUACAGAAAAAAUUAUUCACUUCAUAUGAAGAGACGCAAAUGAAAUGAGGAAAAAUAUAGUUUGUUCUUAUACUUCCAAAUAUGCAUGGAAUCCUAUCUCCUAAAUUUCUAUGUAUUCAAUCAUAUUAUUUGUGCUUCUACUCAAUGGAAUCCUUUCAGCAAUAUUUCUUAACAUACCAGUUAUUUUUCACUUUUUUUUUUCACAUGAAGUCAAUUUGACUGUUGCAGACAAUUUUUAUGCUAGCAAGAGAGCCAAAAGAGGCUCUAAGUGGCAGACAGCUGCUGAAAUAAGAACCUGACAGUCAGGGGAAAGAAUAUUCAUUCAUUCAUUCAUUUCUGUCUCUUUCCUGUGUUAUAUACUGUCUCCUUUUUUCUACUCCAUAAUUAUAUGUAAUUAUUCUCUUGCCCACUAAAUAUAGGAUAUAAAAAUGUUUUCCAUAUUAGAGCCCAACUACAAGACUAUGAAAUCCAACUAUUUGUGUUGUGUUCUCCAGUAAGAAAGACCACAAUUUUCAACAGUCGGUCAUCUAUGACGUGUGGAUGUGUCAUCCCUAGCAGUCUGAGGAUGCUUCUACACAGCAGAGAUCUGAUCUAUGAAUCUAGGACUAAAUGCUCCUAGAAUCUGUGACAUUAUACUCAUUUAAUGCAACUAAGCUAUAAUUUCAUCUCCAUCUUUCAGUUGUGUUUUGAUUACUCUAUUGAAUUCAUCCACUUAUUAGUUGUGUUACUCAGAUAUAUGAUUAGAUUUUGUGUCCAUCCAAGUUUUAGCCCAUUAAGACUGAUACUCUCACUUUUGUUGCUUAUUAUUGAAAUCAAACAUUGUUCCUGGCUUCUAGACCAUAAAUUACAUGGUGAACUUUUUUGCAUUUGAAAAAAGUUCAUUUUUACAUGAACUUUUUUGCAUGGUAAUCCCACACUCACCUUUAUACUUUCAGAUAAUUUGCCAUUGUUUAUAGACCAUUUGUAUAAAACAUACAGCACACUGUACACCAUGAACUGUUUCUGCCCAUUCAGGUGUCCUACAAACCAUUGUGGGCCUGCAGAAGUAUAUCAGAAGCAGUAGCUGGAAUAGUCCUUCAGAGGCUUAUUCUCUGGAAGUUCUGGGAAAAAUCUGGAUUAUGAAAGCAAAUAUUCAAUGAUUCUUUUUGUUAUGUCCAUCUUAGAUAUUUUAGACAUUAACUUUGCUGUCCUAGGAAUAAUAGGUGAUGUUUAAGUUAGCUCCCUAGCUGCUAGGAAGAGUGUCAUGUUAAAUCUAUGUGAAGAAACUGAAGAUGCAGCCACAGUUGUGGAUCUCUAAAACUAAGCAAUCAGCAUUUAUAUUGCUUGUGGACCAGCACUACAGGCAGUAGGUUCUUCACUUUAAUUUCACUGUUUUGUAAGGAAUGCACCUUGCUGCCAUUUUGGAAUUUUUAGUCAGAUCUAAAAAAAAUGAGAGAUCUUUCAGAGUUCACACGUAGUUCUUUUGGGUAUUUAAAUGAAUAAUUUGUGCAAUAAAGCCAGUUUUUAUAUUUAGGUAUUUAGUUAUCUACAAAAAUAUUAAGUAAUACAAAAUAAUGAGAUAGAAAGGCAUAUAUAUGUAUUUUCCAUUUGGUAUUUCUUAUUCUGAAAGAUCAGAAGUGCUUAACAACUCUAACAAAUCCAUUCUGUUACCCUCAGAGUUUAGAUAUAAGUUUCUAAUCAAUGGCAACUGCACUUGUAACAGUAAAUAUACAUUAAAAAAAAAAACCUAGUUAUACAGUUUUGGGACAGGGACAAAGUCACAGUCAGAAAGUCUUUUUUUCCCAUGUCUAGCCAAGCUGUUUCUUCUUCUUUAUGAACAAUACAUUGUCUUCACCUAAAAUAUGUAAUCUUAUUAUCAUAUAAAUAUUUAUGCUAUUUUAGAAUCAGUCUUGGUCUUUUCACAAUAGAUAAGCUUCUUCCUGUUUUACUACAGUUAAAAAAAAUCAAUUUUCUGCAAAUGUUCUGCCAUUGUUUUAUUUAUCCUUUGCUUUUUGGUUUAGUGAAAAACUUGUAAUUAUUUCAACUUAAUCAGACUCUGCUGAGGAAGAUCUAAAGGUCAUAUUUCCCACAUGCUAGGAGUCUGAUCAUUGAAAUUCACUUUUUUCUUUUCUUUUUAUUUCCUUUUAAUAAAGGAAUGUACUGGGGGAAAAGACUCAGGUCAGUCUGGAAUUAUACAAGUGCAAGUCAGGAAUAAUUGAAAAUGGUUUUGAUCACUCUUUGAAAUUCUAGAUUAAGCAGUUUUGCUAAUACUCAAAGAAAUUCACUGGAACUUUUUGAUUUAUUGCACAAUAGGUAGGAAGCUUAUUUUCUUCUUCAUGCUUUUACCCUGUCAAUGGAUAUUUAUUCUAUAAGCAGGACUGACACAAAAAGUCUGAAAUUGUCCACAUUUUUCCCUUUGACCAACAUUCUUUUGGUAAAGUGAGUACCAUAAGGAGAGUGGUGUUAAUCCUCUAUGUUUAGCUUUCAAAAAAUGCCUCACUGAAAGCUGUGAAAACUCUGAGCAAAAUCAGCAAAACUUUUCAGGACUAGCUAGUUUCUUAAGACUUCUGGCUAACAUAUCCAGAACAUUUGCCAUUGUAUGAGAUUCCAAUUUAAUGAUAAACGUAACAGUUGCUUCCAAAUUAAUAUGAAUGUGAAAAUAAUGUGGGCUUUACCCUUAGCUGAAGGAACUCAGUUUAGCAGUGUGGAUUGCAAUGCUGAUUGCAAAGAUGGUUCUCUGAUCUGCUUGAUUUUGUUAAUUAAUCGAGUUAGUUGAAUUGACGAAUUGAAUUUUGUUGCCAGCAGGCUUAGCAGUCUGGCUGGGUAAGAGCCAGGCUGCUUCUGAAAAGAGAUGUAGGGGACAGAAGUAGAAAAGCAACAGAGGAAGCAUAGCCCUAAGCAAAGGUCGUGGCCAUCAGGAAUGUGAGCCCUCACUCCCAUGUAGAGGAAAGCUCCUGCUGCCAAAUGUGCCAUCCCACCUCCCGUAGUGGGGUUUGGUAUAAUCAAAGCAAAUAGUACAGACCUGGCCUUUUCACUUCCUCAAGAACAGCAGGCAGUGCAUAUGCUUCCAACCAAUUACUAUAGGUUGAUAUGUGCCAUUCAAAGCUGCCUCUGUUCUCUUAAACUUGGCAAAUUCGAUAAGAAAUUUAAUAGACAGGUAGAGAUCCCAUGGCUAAGGAAUUCAUUCUGGAGUGCUCUGUUUCAGCUCACUGAAGAACAAGGCACACAGCUCUCCAGGUGUCUCCUUCAGGGGAACACAAGGAGCUUGCUCCUACCCUUGUUGCACUAAAUUGUCACAUGCAAAGAAAAACUACAUCUAAGACACUUCAACAAGGGCACAGAGGAAGAUAAAUGUUAAAGUGGUUAUAGAGAAGGAAGAAUAUUGCUGUUGCAAGCCAGUCUAAUAGGAAAGAUAGAAACUGGAAUCCCAGAUUACAGUCCCUUGAAUGGUAUAUGUUGCAGCUCUGCUUGUGACAAUGGGUACAGCUGCCACUGGCAAAAAAAAAAACAAAAAAACCACAAAUCAGAGGCUUUCUGCAUUUUCCAAAGUGUAUUUUUUUUUAUCACUGCUCAUGCUGAUUUGGAGUUCUCUCAAAUUUACCCACUAAAAAUCUGCCAUGCUGUUCAUGUACAAACAAGGGAAGCAAAAUCUGGCACCACUUUCUUUUUAAGGGACCUAACUGUCUGAACAAAUGAGAUUCCCCUUUUGCUGCUACAUUUGAAGAUACUGGUAGAAGCAAUGGGGUAAAUCUAUGCUGGAUGAACAUAUUAUUCUGAAUGCAAUUCGAGCCCCUGGGGAAUAAAAUCUGUUUGUCAGUGCCAUCUUCUUAGCUCAGUAUUGUUUCCCAUAAGAUUGUAAACAUUAAGGACCACUUCUUCACAUUAUUUUUUCCCCCUCCAAUUGUAAGUAGGAAAAUAGGUAGUAUUCCACUAGAUUUUGUUUCCUCUUCUAUGAACAUCAUUGUGUUUGUAAAUAAACUUAUUUUAAAAUGGAGAAACUAAAAAAGGUAGAAAAGAUGGAGAACAUCACAUAGAUAGAUUUUUCAUUUAUCAACUGAAUUUAUUUUGGUCACAGAUGCAUGAAACCAGAAACUUGGUGUGAUGGGACUCCCUGAGGACCUCAAAAUUCAAAGAAUAGAUGAUUCCCCUGAUUUUUGUACAGUAAUAUUGCUAGGACACACAUUCCUGUCAUGCAAGACAGACCCUCUUAACAAUGGCAGAAGCCCAGACACAUGAAUGUUUUGAAACAAAGAACAGGAAUCUGGAUGGAUAGAGCUGGAUGUGUAGUUAGUGAUUUCUAAGGUGAAAAGUACACCAGGAAGCCUUUGUGAGGAAGACUCAGAGAAGACCCCUGCCCCUGAUCACCAGCGAGCAGCACACAGGCGCAAAGAGGCAAGACGUAUUAUACACUGUAAUAUUAUGAUGAGUUCUCAGAAUUGUUUAAGCUAGCUCAACUCACCUUUUGUGUAUUCCUAUGUAUAUGUAUGAUUUUGUACUAUAAACAACCAACCAACAGGUGUUUCAAUGUGCAGUUUAGGAGAUAUCCCGCUCGUACCUGGCGCUGUAAAAACAUACCUGCUUCAUAACCUUAUGUGGGUUAUAGAGCUUGAUUCUGCGUGUCACCUGUCUUCUUUAUGAAUGGGCUUGGCCCCAAGUGCCUUCUGAUAGGACAGAUGACACAAAGAACGCUGGCUUGUCACUGCCUUUGUGUGGAUCACACACAACCACAUAAAGAGGGUCACACAGAACCAUUAAUUUUUAAGUAAAGCUGCUCCUUGGAAUCAGUAGUUAAUUGUUUUUUAUUAUUAUUAUUUUUAAUAUUGUGUGUUGAUCUACACUUUAAACGUUCAGUAAGUACAUAUACUGAAUAGGGCAGUACUGUACUCUCUAAUCCAGUGCAGCAGUGAUAUUAGGAGUGUGUUAUUUGGCAGAUUAAUUAUAAGUUCUACUGCUUCCACAAACAGCUUUAUAAUAGGGUUUCUUUUGCUGCUUGAUUAUGUCAUUCAUAUGGAAUUCAUGUCAUUUAACUGUACCUACCUAAGCAUGAGGUCUUGUCUACUUCUAUCAUCUGUGUUCUUUUUGUGGUUAACAGGAGAAACGCAAGUUUUUUAUCUUACACACUUCGGCAAAUUGUCAUUGCAUGCCACUUACAUCUUUGUGAGUUAGUUGGAUUUCUCCCUGAAUGAAAUUAAAAAUUAAAAGUCCUACUGAACAGAAAAUAGAUGAAACAUCCAAAACAGUUCUUAUAUUUUCAAGUUUCUUGUAGAAACAUGAAUUGUCUGUGCUUUCAGUGUAAGGAGAAGAGUCAAGGGACAGAAGAAACAAAUAUUCUCUUUCUUAUAUCACAUAACUCUUACGAACAGGGCACACAGUCAGUGCUAUGCAGUACUCUAUAUCUCUUUUCUUCAUGUCCCAACUACAAAUUUAGGACUUGCUGAGCCCUUACUCUCCUCCACCAUUUUCUCGUCUUGAAGAAACCUAGCACACAUAAUGCUGUACCACAUUCUCAGUGUCUAAGCCCAUAUUUAUCCCUUUUUUUUUUUUUUU